AUGGAUGAUUGGUUCGGAGAGCUUCUCAAUGCCUCAUCUUCAAAGCGACCAGCCGAAUCUAUGCAGCCUGCUGAAGGGCCUUGUCCAAAAGCUGAUAUCUCUCCAUGCCUCUCCCCGGCUGUAUCUGAGGACAGUGGUGAUGCAGUUGCUGCUUUGCUAAGUGAGCUGGGUGAGACAUUUGAUUCGGAACCUAUGUGCCAUGUUGUUGAGCUGGCUGCAGCCGAAGUUUCUGAGAACCCUCAAGCUAGCGAGGCUUUACGGGAGUUUGCAGCGGUUAGGCCCAAUGAUGCAGAACAACGGGGGCAUGAUGUGUUGGUGAAGCACGAGUUAUCAUGCCCAGUUGAGAUUAACAAGGUUGACCUCUCUGACACAAAGCGUUUCAAGAAUUGGCCAUACAUCAAGUUUUCCACAUGGGUCAAAUAUCUUUUGGAUUCUGGACGUUUGGCGCAACAGUUGUGUGCUUGUGCGGAUCUACAAAGUAUGCAAGUGAAGCUACAAGAGUUCUGGCUACGCUAUGAAGCCAUAGACCCGGAACACCAAAUCUUCGCUAUGAGGGAUGCUGGUACAGUAGACCUGAAAUGGGUUAUCCCAGUCUAUAGUCAUUCCGACGAGGGUCGGGGCCAUAAAAAACAAGCGUUUUGGCUGUUGAGCACUCAUGGGGCAUUAGGCCGUGGAACGAGGGCAUUUCUCAAGAAAUCGAAGGAUAAGCUACCUUUGAAAAGAAAUGGGUUUGGUCUCAAUUUUUGUGGCCAUACUUGGACAACAAAUUUUCUUUUCAGCUGCAUGCUGCGAAAGUUCUUCAAGAAGGACCCGGAGAUCCUCCAUAGUUUGGUUGGUGUCUAUGCCAGGGACAUGGAGGACCUAUUGUUGAACGGUGUUAGCAGUACGGACGGGCUGAUUCAGGUUCGGUGCUGUCAUUUGGGGACAAAGGGAGACCUCCCAGCUCUUGCUAAGCUGGGAAGAAUGAAUCAUACGUUUGGGAAUGUCCCAAAGAAAGCAGCAUCAAAGAAACCUUGUGAGGGAAUUUGUUGGAUGUGCUGUGCUGGUCGUGAGUCCAAUCCAUCCCAGAAUAUCUCUGCUAUCCCAUUUGAAGACACCUCGGGUAAGCCUCUUUGGGAAGGAACGCUGGGUCAACAAGAUGCAUUUGAUGGAAUGCCUGCUAUACUGGAAGGUGUUCCAUUGCUAGAGGAGAACAGGUGGCAAUUCUUCAAGACAGACCUCUGGCACAAUUUUCACCUAGGUGUUGCCAAGCAUUAUGUUGCCAGCGCUCUAGUCUCAAUCUUGGAAAACGUGGAUCUUGAGGUGAACGCCUACUCUGGAGCGGUGCAUCCCCUGGUUCAUCGCCAUCCCAUCACCGGUCAGAAGGUGCUAUUCCUUCAUCUAGGGCAGACGGGUGCAUUGAUAUCUUGGAACAGCACAGCAUCCAGUCCAUAUCCAGACAUGGAAGGAAUGGUCCCAGGGGUCUCGCUGCCGUCGGGCUACCGCACUCUUUCGGCGCCGGAGGCUGCAGCUGUGAUGAGUCGCUACGACGCACUGCUCAAUCGCCCCGAAGUACAUUUUCAACAUCGCUACGAGGCGGGCGACCUUCUCUUGGUGGAUAACUUGGCAGUGGCGCACCGCGCUGAUGCGGCGGCGGCCGAUGCCGGUGGAGCGUUGCGUCUGCUGCACCGCAGCACGGUGCGAGGCGUGAGGAACGUGCAUGCUGAGGGCCUUCCAUCCUUCUUGUAUAUCUUUGGUGACAAUCCGGACUGCGAAGGGAGCGAAUCAGGCCUCGAAGGCCUCUGGCAAUCCGCAGACUACUAUGGCGUGGGCUUCAAAUGGAACAACUCCCAACACUUCCGGAACUGA
Cladocopium goreaui is the source of this 1848-nucleotide messenger RNA. NCBI's taxonomy places the organism in Eukaryota, Dinophyceae, Suessiales, Symbiodiniaceae. The record is from the annotation of a GenBank genome assembly.